AUGCGAGCAGUGUCCUUUGCUUUGAGGAAUGGAGGCGCCGUGGCCCGCCUGAGGGCCGCCGUGGCGCCCGUCCGGCACUUCGCGGCCUACUCCCCGGAGGUCGUCGGCUCGGCCGGCACGGCGGAGUACCGCAUGCACUUCAAGGACAGCAAUGGCAACAAGAUCUCGCCAUGGCACGACAUCCCGCUGAAGAGCGGCGAGCUCUUCAACUGCCUCAUCGAGAUCCCCAAGAACACCAAGCCCAAGAUGGAGGUCGCCGUCAAGGAGGAGAUGAACCCCAUCGCGCAGGACGUGAAGAAAGGCAAGCUGCGCGACUACCAUGGACCCAUCUUCUGGAACUAUGGCAUGCUUCCGCAAACCUGGGAGGACCCCAACGUCACCCACAAAGAGACGAACUGCGCCGGUGACAACGAUCCGGUGGACAUCGUGGAGAUCGGCUCUGAGGCGCUGGCGCAGGGAUCCGUGGAGCCCGUCAAGGUGCUCGGAGUUCUGGCCAUGAUCGAUGAUGGCGAGCUGGACUGGCCAA
This is a messenger RNA of Symbiodinium natans, 526 nucleotides long. NCBI's taxonomy places the organism in Eukaryota, Dinophyceae, Suessiales, Symbiodiniaceae. The record is from the annotation of a GenBank genome assembly.